Molecule: messenger RNA, 7097 nt
Organism: Ylistrum balloti
Lineage: Eukaryota; Metazoa; Mollusca; Bivalvia; Pectinida; Pectinidae
Product: regulator of G-protein signaling loco-like
Exons: 14
Coding region: 79-5283 (1734 amino acids)
Biological process (GO): signal transduction
Molecular function (GO): protein binding; GTPase activator activity
Source: RefSeq, a predicted model, not a curated record
ACAACUUAAAACAAGCAUGACUAUACAGUAAAACCUAUGGAGACAGUUAUAUAUUGAAGUACAAGUGACACAAAAGCCAUGAUGCCGUACAAUCCAGGGUCUGCAACUGCCCCAGGAUCAAGCUCACAUACUAAACGGCGGAAGAAACGUCCGAUCCAUGGCACCAAAACAGUUUCUGUGACAAGAGGGAGGUCAGGUUAUGGAUUUACCAUAUCUGGUCAACAUCCUUGUGUAUUAAGCUGUAUUGUGGGUGGAAGUAAAGCAGAGGAGGCUGGACUUAAGGCAGGAGACUAUCUUGUGUCUGUCAACAACGAAAACGUCACCAAGGCUCCUCAUGAUGAUGUUGUCAGAAUGGUUGGAAUGUCUACAGGAACUUUGACCUUACAAGUUGCUGAAAACUAUAACAGCUCUGAUUCGUCUGACGAUGAAUACCAUCACAGGACCAAAGCACGGUACCCAAACCGGGUCAGGACCAGAGCUGGGGUAGGAGGCACUCGUCAUGGUGACAGAGUGUUGGGGGAAUGUAACCAGAGAGAUAAGCACAGUAGUUCUGGUAAUGAGCACAGACACAACAAAGACAGUCAUCUUCAUAGAUAUGAAAAUUCAGAUUUAAAAUUUACAUCUGCUGUUAAACCACGUCUUCAUACACCAGUAGGAGCAGAGAAUACUUACGCAGCAUUAACCAAUCACAGCACACCACAGUUAGCUGGACCAUUCUCUGUCGAUAAACACAGCUCUGUAGCUUCGGUCCAUGCAACUCCUGCCUUCAGCUUCCAGGCCAAACAGGCAGUUGUCAAGAGUACUGCACAGAGUGCACGUGAACCAAGACAGAGACCUGUGGGUAGUCGUCAUAAUUACCACUCCCGCCAAACCAAGGAUCAAACACAUUUUAACACAUCGCUAGCAGGUGCUAGCAUUAGUGCAAUCAUGAAAACCUCUGUCACUAACACUACUGCCAAUAAUGCUUUCAUAGCAAUGGAGGAUGAUGAUGAGGAUGGUGAUGAUGAAGAGAGUUUGAUAAAUGCUGAUACAGAGGAGGUACGAGUGGUUGUAGGAUACAUAGGGUCUAUCGAAAUGCCAAGUGAUGCCAACAAACCUCAUAUAAAAAUUCAGUCCAUACGCAAUGCUGUGAGGAGACUCCGGGUGGAACAGAAGAUACACACCCUAGUUCUGAUGGAGGUCACGGAGGAUGGCGUCAAACUAACUAACAGCAUGGGAACAACUGUUGCUCAUUACCCGGCUGAAAGACUGACUUUUAGUGGUAUAUCUCCUGAUGACAAGCGAUUCUUUGGCAUUGUGACGUUACACAGUACAAGUAGUGAUGAUGCUAGUAGUGAUAACGGUAGUCAGGAUGAAUCAACUCCAAGUGGAUCUUGUCAUGUGUUCAUGGUUGACCCAGAAAUGAGGUCACACAACAUACAUGCUGCUAAGGCUAAGAUGUUCGGGAUUACAUGUACCAGUGGGAGGGAGAGGCAGAGCUGCAAUGAAUUCCCUAAGUCUGCUACUCCUGCUAUUAUGGCUAUCACUAAUCUAUACAAACACCGACCUGGUGUUGUUCUUGACAAUGAGGUUGCACUGUCUCAGGCCUUUGCAGACCCUUCAAGGGCCGUUCAGCGUAGUCAUAGUAACAGCAGUAAUAGUGAUAGUGGUCUUGGGUUUGGUAGAGAUGAAACACCAAAUAACAAUGUUUACGUGGUGGAUAUGCCACCUCCAUCAGGACCACCACCCACGCCACAGCCAUCUGUACCUAAUGGCAUUCAUUCACACAAACAUCACUUUUCACCUGACAUCCAAACUAAACCUACACCUAUACGUGACACCAAUAAGAUGUUCACGCACCCAGAUAUCCGUGCUCGUCUUAAUGUGUCUGUAUGCAGUACAGAUGAUUUACAUAUAAUGAAAAAUUCAAAUGAUAAACUGAACAUUCGUGCCAUGCCUGACCCCACCUUGACCCCAGGGUCCAGAACUCUAUCAAGUGAUGGCCUUGACAUGCAGAACAGUGCAGCUAGUCUAAGGGCUAGCACUCAAAAGAUACUUAAGGCUCAAAGACCUCACAUGGCCAGUCAAGUGGUCGUUAAUGACCAAGAUUCUCAGGGAAGUGAAAUAUACAGGUCAGCGUCUAACCCUGACCUUUACCGACCUUCAGACACAUACAGACCAAUCUCUGCCCCAAGUAAACAGUUCUGGGAGGAUAAUUUCACUGGAGAAACGCAGAAUAAAGUAGAGACAGUUGAUCUGGAUGGUAAAAAGUUGAGUCCAAGGGCCUUUCUUCCUCCUCCAUUUCAUCAGCUGCGGUCUCCUUCAGCCCCGCCAACAUUUAACCAUUCCUACGACACAGAAGAUGGACUAGCCAACACAAGUGGCAUGGGGGGUCUCAUUGAGCAGAUUGAGCAGAACCAUGCUCUCCGAAUAUCCUCCCCAGUAGAGGACCCCAGGAAGUAUGAUAUCAAGACAAAAUGGAAAAUGAGAGAAAAGGAAAGGACAACAGUAGAUGAUGGAGGUGAAAGAUGGGCCAAACCACACAAUAUCCGGCAUCGCAAGAUGUCACGGUUACAGCAGCCUCUUAGUCAUUCUCAUGAGUCUCUGGUGGCCAUUGAACAAGAAGUAACAUCACGGCAGUUAUCUACAGCAAGCAGUGCCAACAAUAUCAAUGAUCACCUGGAUGAAGACGAGAAAGAGGAAGAGGAAAUAGGAAGGAUUGCGGGAUGGGCAGUCGGUUUUGAGAAAAUGUUAAAUGAUGUUGGAGGAUUAGCUGUUUUCACAGAAUUCUUAAAGAAAGAAUUCAGUGAAGAAAAUAUUGUAUUUUGGAGAAUUUGUGAGCAGUACAAAAGUGUUUCUGACGGUGACAGGCGCAAAGUAAAGGCCAAAGAAAUUUUUGCAAAGCAUAUAUCAGUGAAGUCUUCUGAUCCAGUGAAUAUUGAUCAUGUUGCUCGGCAACUGGUGGAGAAACAACUGGACCAUCCUAGCAUCAGUACAUUUGACAAACCACAGCAGGAGAUUUUCAAGCUGAUGAAGCAAGACAGUUACCCACGAUUCCUCAAAUCAGAACUUUACAAGACGUAUCUGAUGAGGGAGAUGGGGGGUGAACCGUUGGGCCUACCUAAAGACGAUUUCCAGGGUAUCCUUGGAGCUAAGGAGCUCAAGGAGGAAAAGAAAAAGGCAGCAAAGGGGAAGGAUACAGAUGACAAGGAAAAGAGAAGACGGUCUCUGUUGCCAUGGAGACAAAAGAGCAGUAAAAAUAGCCUGAAAGCCACGUCAGAUUCUGAUCUGAAGAAAAACAGCAGUAAAACAACUCCAUCAGGGACAACUGCAAAAGAGUCGGAGGUAAACAACAAUACUACAGGAACACAGAAAAAGGCAGCUCCCGGACCUGGCAUUGAUCUCAGUACGAUACGCAAGGAAGUUCAGGCCGGUACCAAAGAGUCCAAGGAAGAUAAAGAAACUGAGGACAAUUUUAAGUUUUGUCGUGUGAUUUUACCGGACGGGUCUACGACUGUGGUGUGUGCGAAGCCAGGCCAGCGUAUCCGAUCUGUUCUAGGCAAGCUUUGUGAUAAGCGGAGUCUGUCUAUAGCCGCUGUGGAUGUGUUCCUUUUGGGCUCAGACAAGCCCCUCGACCUUGCAGAAGACAUAUCAACACUAGGGUCACGUGAGGUGAUGAUUGAGAGACGUGUCUUGUUCCGUAUGGACUUACCUAACAGGAAGUCUAUAGGCGUGAAGGCGAAACCUAACCGAUCCAUCAGAGAUGUCUUCAAACCCAUAUUAAACAAAUAUGGCUUUAAACUCGACAAUAUUUGUGUUCAGUUGUCUGGACAGCCAGGAAUGGUAGAUAUUGAUGCCCAGGUGUCCACUAUCGACAAUCAGAGAGUGCUUAUUAAACACCAGGAGGAAUGCAUAGCCAUCAGUAGAAAUGAGGGGUUUCGGUCCACAUCUAAAAGGACACAGAUAGUGGUUAAAUAUCCCCCUGAUUUCCAUGUAAACUCCGGUCAAGAAAGCACCUCUCUUGAUGUGAUCACAAAUCAAAUAUUUGAGGAUUUAAUGAGGGGAAAAUCUGAGGUGGCUCAUAACUUUGAUGAACUUGGAAUUCUAGAUCCUGAGAACUCUCCACAGGUUCAGCGGAAAGGCAGCGGCGAUCAUCGCUCUUUGGGUUUAUUUGGCCUCCUGAGAAAAGAGUCCCAGGCAGGAAAGGUAGCGGAGAUGCCAAAAGCGAAGAGCAAACACAAAGUUACAUUUAAUCUACAGAAGAACCAAACUCGGAAGGCUGCAGCUCGUGAUGAUGAUCAGUUUUUAGACCUGCUUUCAAAAGUUCAGAGCGGUCGGCUAGAUGACCAGCGGGGAUUGGACACACAAAAUUCAGAAAUACCAGAAUUCUUACAGAAUAAGACCCAUCAUCUCUCUGGACGAGAGAGUGCCCCACCCAUCCUCUCUGGAGGCAGAGCCAGAGCUGAUGACUACAUCAGGAAUAAUCAUGAAAAAUAUGUGUCUUACACUCGUGGUCAGAUUGCAACACGGCCUUCUUCAGUGUCUCUUGACUCCAUGACCUUUGACAGGCACAACAGCAAGACUGACAGGGAUGAGUUUGAGAGAGAUGACUUUGAUUCUUGUAAUCUUGAUUUGCCUGCAGAGGCUGUACAUCACGGUAAUCAGAGUUUCAGCUCUGAUGGUGUUAUUCCUUCCAAUGCGGAGGCGCAGGAAUUUUUCCAGGCUCCUGUUCCUGACUGUGCAGAUUUUGAUGACCCUUGCAUGGCAGAAAAAAGCCUGCGUGACAUUGGGUUUGACUACAGUUUUAACAUGUACCAAGCAAAAGCUUGGGGUUACUCGCGUCACAAUCCAUAUGCCCAACAGAAAUUAUCAUCACAUGGAAAUGACAUUGCCACCAAUGAGGAUGAAACUUUCCUAGAUGACACACUCACUCCAAAUGACCCUGACUUUGACAACACAUUAAUAAGUUCACCUGUUCAAGGUCACAUAAGGUCAUUAUCUGUGCCUGUAUCACUUCAUACUCCACCAAGUAAAGACAGUAAAUCAAGAGAAAAUGGACUCGUUCAAACAAGCACGCCCCUUACUACGAAAUCGGACAUAGUGCAAACUAUUACACCAGUCUUAAAGAAAUCCGAGAUUAAAAGUGGAAUGGAUGAGCUGGCAUCCAGCAAAACUUACACUUCAAAUGUUAGUCAUAAUUCAGCAUUCCAACAACCAACCACAAAAAUAAUGUCACCACCAUCAGACAAUAAACCAGUUGUCAUUGACCUUGGUGAUUCAGAAACUAACAUCACAUUUGUAUGAACAACUCAAUCUCCACAUUCACUUGUUAUUCAAACAAAAUUGCAAGCAAUAUGAAUUAUCUCCCUUUUUUUUUAACUGUCCCUCUUUUCUGUUCUUCUAUGGAUGUAGUCAGAGUUAUAUUCUAGAAAACUGUGAUGUGUUGUGUAGAUAUAUAUAUAUCUAUUUCAGAUAAAAAUGUUUCAGUGCUAUUUGAUAAUAAAGAAAUAUUUGAUGUAUUCUCUAUUUUGAAUAAUAGUCUGAUUGGUCAGCCCAUUGAGGUCCGGUAAUAAGCCCAUUUCCUAACAUUAAUUGGUUGGAUUUGUGUAUUUAGUCCACACCCUGACUUUAAUUGGUUGGCCCCCAAUGGUCCUGUAUUUAGUCCACACCCUGACUUUAAUUGGUUGGCCCCCAAUGGUCCUGUAUUUAGUCCUCACCCUAACUUUAAUUGGUUGGCCCCCAAUGGUCCUGUAUUUAGUCCUCACCCUAACUUUAAUUUGUUGGCCCCUAUUGUCCUGUAUUAAGUCCUCACCCUGACUUUAAUUUGUUGGCCCCUAUUGUCCUGUAUUAAGUCCAUUCCCUAACUUCAAUUGAUUGGUCUUUCAGGCUUAUUGUAGGAUAAAGGUGGUAACCUGUAAUGAUUUACCACUUUUUUGUCCGGUAUUAUCAAUGUCACUUAGGAAUUUUCACAUUUUGAAAUGUACAUGAAAUUACAAAAAAUUGGAUCUUUUAUCUGAUCAUUGCAACCUUGAUGAGGUGUGAGGAAUCUUUUGAGCAUAAGACUGGUUACUGACAUUGUUCCUUGGAAAGUUUAUUUCAUAAUCAUGGAUAUUCUUUGUAUAUUUUAAAACACUAAAGAAUCAUGCAAAGUAUAUUUAAAAAACUCAGAGAUGUCUUGGAACAAAAAUAUUUUCUCUAAGCUGGAGGUAUUCUGAAAUUUAUAAAAAAAACUGGAAAGUAUUCUGGGGGGAAAAAAUCUGUGCUAUUCAGAUUAUCAAUUGCAAAAUGUCUGAAUGUUGUGUUUGAGUAGCGAUAUGAAUUGAGAUAAUACAUUACCUGAUGUUAUAUAAAACUGUUCAAUGUAUGAUAUGAUUAACAUCGACACUCUUAUGUUGAAUCAGAACCAAUCCUAUAUACAGCAUCAACUGAAUCACAUUAACACAACAUAAUCUGGGUUGUUUAGUAACGUCGGAUGUACCAUUUUAAGUUCAGACCAUAGAGAUGAAAGAGAUUAUUAACAAUGUGCCUCCUGGAUUCGCAUCUGUCACUUACUGUCAAUUAUCCUGUUCUUUUAUUUUAUAUCUUUUAAGUCCAUUGGAAUCACAGCUAUGUAAAAGGUGCUAUAAUAUCUUGUAAUAUAUUUUUACUAAGGAAAGAAUAAAAAAGUAAAAUUGGAAGGAUUGUAGCUGUAGGUUAUAGGUGUUGAGUGUGUAAAAGGUAUUCUCAAAAUUAACUGUUUGUAUGCAAGAUGAGACACCUACCCUAGUCAGUGUUGUGCAGAAGUUAGGUGGAGAUAAAUAUGGUAGGAUUUAGUGUUUAUCGACAAAGAGAGCAGUUUAUGUAAAUAACUGUGGGUUGUAAGGAUGGAUGUGAUUCUGCAUGUAGUAUCUGAUCUUAUGUAAAUGAGGUCAGCAAAGUUACGGAUAGAAAACUAAGGCACUGUUGUAUGCAAGUUUGGUCGGGAAUAAUGACUAGGGUUGUACAGUCGGUAUAUGAGGUUGAGACAGUUGAAUGUGAAAUUGUGAGGUUACUAUGGUAACUGUGGAGUAAGUUUUGUAAGCUGUUGUGAAUUAAUGUUAUUGUUUUGAAAUAUUUAAAUAUUUUAUUUUAUGAUGAUA